AAGGACAAAGCUCAUUUAGGACUCAUUUGCAUGGGGCCCCAUGAGAUGCCCCUGGUACCUUUUUCAUAGGCUUUUUUGAGUUUGGGCAAGGACACAGGGGCCCCAUGUUCCCCUAUUGCCCGGGGGCCCCAUGAGUUGUCAGUCCGCCCCUGGUUGUGGCACAGCCCAGGGGCGGACUGACCAUUUGGAAACUCGGGCACUGCCCGAGGGCCCAGGGUCAGUAGGGGGCCCCAUGAGAUGCCCCUGGUACCUUUUUCAUAGGCUUUUUUGUGUUUGGGCAAGGACACAGGGGCCCAAUGAUCCCCUAUUGCCUGGGGGCCCCAUG
Molecule: messenger RNA, 325 nt
Organism: Staurois parvus
Lineage: Eukaryota; Metazoa; Chordata; Amphibia; Anura; Ranidae
Source: the annotation of a GenBank genome assembly